Anthostomella pinea is the source of this 627-nucleotide messenger RNA. The record is from the annotation of a GenBank genome assembly. NCBI's taxonomy places the organism in Eukaryota, Fungi, Ascomycota, Sordariomycetes, Xylariales, Xylariaceae.
AUGUACAGCUCACUCUUUACUGCGAGCCUCCUUCUGGUGCCAACGGUACUAUGCCAGACACCUCCGGGCAUCAGUCCUGCAGCGAGCAAGAACUUGGGUGUGCGUUACAACGACUUAACGCUUUCGGCAAACCAGUUGCUUCCUGAAAGCACUAUCCCCGGUACGCCUACGGUCUCCCUCGACCAGUCCUUGACCGGCACCUACAUGGUCAUGCUGGUCGACCAGUCGAUACCACAAAGCAGUAUCACCUCCACCGGACCUCAGGUUCAAGGACUGCAGCCGUGCCGCACAACCAGAUUGCACUGGCUUCAGACUAGCUUAAGUCAGACGAGCAGUGGGACGUUCGUGAGCAACUCGUCUGCGAUCGCAGAGUAUGGCAGCCCACUCCCAGGACUGGAUGACAUCGCCCAUACCUACGUAUUCUGGCUGUUCCCGCAACCCGCCAACUUCACUCUGCCGCCCUGGGACGCUGGACGGGUCUACAACCCCAUCGAAGUGUACGCCAGGAUGAACUUCUCAACCAAUGUAAUCGCGCAGGAGGUCGGCGCGCCCAUUGCAGCAUCACUGGUCUCUGUCCCUGUGUCAGUCUCCAUGCCAAGAGCUGGCGAACACAAUUCUGUCUGGUAG